UGGGUAAUCCCGCACUCUGGGGGCUGGGGCACGGGUUCCGCGCCUUGGGUAGCCCGCGCAAGGCCGAGCCCGCAAACCUGCUCGCGGGGGCGGGCGGUUGGAGACGGCGUUUCGUAGAGGCGCCGCACCGGGUCGCCGAGCGCCCCUCGGCGGCGGCGGUUGUGAAAGCUGAGCGAGUUGAAUUUCCAUUCUUUAUGGUAGAAUGAAUGAGUUGUGGCUCAACCAAUUUGCAGUCCUCCUCUGGAAGAAUUUCACUUUAAAUAGGCGUCAGUUCAUUAUUUUAAUUGUGGAAAUCUCCUUGACAUUUCUGUUUUCUGCAUUGAUUUUGCUUGACCGCCACCAUACGAAAAAGAGGUUUCAAGAAGCCAUCCGUUACACUCCUCUUUCCAUGAAUCAACUGCCUGAUUUCCUCAAUAAUGCUAAAAUUACAUAUGAAUUGGUUUAUGUGCCUUCUGGGAAUGAUGUGGCAAAAAAUCUUACUGAGAUGGUGAAAACGAAUUUAAAUUAUACUUUUAAAGUUCGAGGCUUUGCCUCAGAAAAAGAUUUUGAGAAUUACAUUAAGUAUGAGAAUAAGUCUGUCCAUGUGCUGGCUGCUAUUGUAUUUGAUCCUGACUUCACAUCCAGCAGUGACCCUCUGCCACUUAAGGUAAAAUAUUGCCUGCGUUUUGGUAGGCUCAGUGGUCUCAGUAAGCAGUCAUCUAGGUUGACUUAUUCCUCCAGACAAAAAAAGUGGGAUACAGCGCUUCUCUUUCCACCACUUCCUUCUAUAGGACCCAGGAGCGCGAAUAAUACAGAUGGGGGACAUCCCGAGUACAUCAGAGAAGGGUUCCUGGUUGUGCAGCAUGCCUUAGAUAAGGCCAUCAUGAUGUAUCACAACGCCACAGCUACAGCAGGGAUGUUUCAGAAUAUCAACCUCUUUGUCAAGAGAUUUCCAUACCCAGCUUAUGAGCAUGAUGAGUUUGUGAUGAGUUUUAUGAUUAUCCUCCCUGUGAUAGUCUUACUUAUAUUUUGUCUAACUGAAUUUACCCUCAUCCGGACUAUUGUGUGGGAAAAGGAAAAUAGAUUAAAGGAAUACCAGCUUAUGAUCGGACUCAGUAAUGCAAUGCUCUGGGCUGCCUAUUUUGUCACAUUCUUAGUGCUGUAUUUAAUUAUGAUCUGUUUAGUGUGCGUGGUUCUAUUUGCCAAGAUUGCGUAUGUGCCAGUCCUCUCCUACAGCAGCCCAUCUUUCUUCUUCGUCUUUUUCCUGUAUUAUGUCAUCGCAGCAAUAUUCUUCGGCUUUAUGAUUAGCACUUUCUUCGAUCAAACUACUUUGGCUGUUUCUGUUGGAGGUUUCCUCUAUUUUCUCACCUUCUUUCCACAAGGAAUCAUCAGUAACAUCUAUACACAGAUGAGCCUCAUUCAGAAGCUGGCUUCCUGUCUCAGUUUAAAUAUUGCCAUGGCUAUGGGGAUUCACUUCGUGAGCAAGAUGGAAAUGAAGCGGACUGGUGUUAAUUGGAAUAACUUAUUUGAACCAGUUUCUCCAGAUGAUAACUUCAUUUUCCCCCAUAUUCUGGGAAUGCUUUUAUUUGAUGCUUUCCUAUAUGGCCUUGUGGCCUGGUACGUAGAUGCUGUCUUUCCAGGGAAGUAUGGUGUGCCCAAGCCAUGGUAUUUUUUUGUACAGCGCUCCUACUGGUUUGGGGAACCAAGCACUCUGAAGACAGAAGAUACACAAUUAAAUGAGGUGGUGAAAAGUGAUUAUUUUGAAGCCGAACCUGUUGGUUUGGUGACUGGUAUCCAGAUCAAACAUUUGUACAAGGAAUUCAAACUGAACAAUAAUACCAUAGUAGCUAUACAAGACUUGAAUUUGAAUGCUUAUGAGGGGCAGAUCACUGCUCUUCUAGGACAGAAUGGAGCAGGAAAGACUACCACUUUAUCCAUUCUCUCAGGUUUCAUUGUUCCUACCAGUGGAGAGGUCUAUAUUAAUGGAUAUGACAUCUCAAAGGACAUGGUGCAUAUCAGGAAAAACUUGGGCCUGUGUCCCCAGAAUGACCUGUUGUUUCAUAAUUUGACAGUAGCAGAACACCUGUAUUUUUACUGUGUGAUAAAAGGAGUAUCUCAGGAGACAUAUUCUACGGAUAUGAACAGAAUGCUGACUGCUUUUAACAUGCAAGAAAAGCGUGAUUCAUUUUCACAGUCACUGAGUGGGGGAAUGAAGCGCAAACUCUCCAUCAUUAUAGCACUUAUAGGGGGCUCCAAGGUGGUGAUCCUUGAUGAGCCAACAUCUGGCAUGGACCCAGUAUCCAGGAGGACUACCUGGGAUCUCCUUCAGCAGUAUAAACAGGAUCGGACCAUUCUACUGACCACCCACUACAUGGAUGAAGCUGACAUCCUUGGUGACCGCAUUGCCAUCCUGGUCCAGGGGACCCUGCAGUGCUGCGGCUCUUCAGUCUUCCUGAAACAGAUAUAUGGUGUGGGAUACCACAUAGUCAUGGUGAAGGAACCUAACUGUGAUCUUGAAGAAAUCACCCGAAUCAUUAGUUAUCACAUACCAGGUGCCGUUUUGGAGAACAAUGUUGCAGCUGAAUUAUCAUUUAUUUUACCUAGAGAGUACACAGACAGGUUUCAGGCUCUGUUUACUGAUCUGGAAAACAGACAGAAAAGUCUGGGCAUUGCCAGCUUUGGUGUCUCUAUCACGACCUUGGAAGAAGUUUUCCUUAGGGUCGGUCAGCUGGCAGAGUCCAAAACGAACACUGAGCCUAUCCGUCCUUCUUCUUCAAAGGCCCCCCAAACAAGACAAACCAAGAAUGAGAAUAUGAACGUACCCAGAAAUUUUGAGAGACCAGAUUCUUCCCUUGCCGAAGAACACUCUGAUACGGAGUUUAAUAAUGGGUGCGCUCUGUACUGCCAGCAGUUCCACGCCAUGCUCCUGAAGAGGGCGAUGUUCACUUGGCGCAACUGGAAUUUGGUGUUGCUGCAGAUAUUGGGACUCCUGGGUAUCGUUUAUCUUCUGCUUAGAGGUGUGAACAUUUCAGGAACUACUGAAGAGCCUACCAGGCAAAUGGAUUUGGAUCAAUAUGGUCAAACUACUGUCCUUUAUUCCAUUUCUGGAAAUUCUGAUGUGCCUGAGCAUCUCAUAAAAAAUCUCGAAAUCAUGCUGAAAGAUAAACAAAAACUUGAGAAAGUACAAGGUGACCUGGAGGAUUACUUGCAAAAUGAUAAAUGCAUUUACUCAUGCAUUGUCGCAUUUUCCAUUGAGGUUACAGGAAACAGAAUGAACAUUACCUUUUGGUUCAACAAUGAGGCAUACCAUUCAACAUCAUUAUCCCUGGCGAUAUUAGACAAUAUUAUUUUUAAGACACUUUCUGGCCCUGAUGCUUCCAUUACAGUCUCCAACAAACCUCAGCCUCAACAGACUACUAUUAAAAAAGAGAGAAGAUCACUACAGGGAAUCCAGGUAGCCCUGAAUUUGUUUUUUGGCAUGAGUAUUUUGGUCAGUGGCUUUUGUCUCCUAACAGUAUAUGAAAGAACCUCCAAAGCAAAGCAUAUCCAGUUUGUGAGUGGGGUCUAUGCCUUUAAUUUCUGGGUCUCUGCUCUGCUGUGGGAUUUCGCCAUCUUCUUCAUUUCCUGCUGCUUACUACUGGUAGUGUUCUCGAUAUCCAAUUUGGAUAUAAUGAUCCAGGAUUACCACUUUCUGGAAACAAUGAUGAUCCUCAUGCUGUUUGGCUGGUCUGUCAUUCCUUUCAUGUACCUGAUGAGUUUCCUGUUUUCUAGUAGCACCAGUGCCUACAUCAAGCUCGUCCUGUUGAACUACUGUUCAGGCAUUUUCAGUAUUUUAGUUGAUUUGAUCUUAAACUCAAGUAAGGAUAUUCAGAGUACCACUAAAACCUUCGUACUUAAUUCAUUCCUUCUGUUACCCAUUUAUAACCUUGGGAUGAGUAUCAGCAGAUAUUAUGAUAUGCUAGAGUUAAGGAAAUUGUGUUCCACCACAGGAAACACUCAUAGCUAUGUGGAUUGUAAUAAAGAAAUUUAUGAACGUAAUAUAUUUGGUUUGGAAGAUGAUGCAAUUGGAAAAUUUUUAAUUGCGAUGGCUGUCACAGGAUUUGUUUACUUCCUCUUGGUUUUCUUUCUGGAGACCACUUUAUGGAGACUGAAAUGCAUUGUGUAUCGUAAUAUUUUCUUUCCAAUCUACAAGGAAUGUAAUCAGGAUAUAGUGUCCACAAGUUUAUCUGGGGAAUCUGAAGAUGAAGAUGUAGAAAGAGAAAGGAAGAGAAUCCUGGAGUGGCGUCAUGAGUUGCUGAAUGUCAUAGUGAUUCUUAAGGAACUCAUAAAGAUAUAUUUUACAUUUCCACCUGUUCUGGCUGUGAGAAAUAUUUCUCUUGCAAUCCAAAAGAGGGAGUGUUUUGGAUUGCUUGGACUAAACGGAGCUGGCAAAACUACUACUUUUGAAAUUCUGACUGGUGAGGAGACUGCUACCUCUGGAGAUGUGUUCAUUGAUGGUUAUAGCACCACCAAAAAUAUCCGAAAGGUAAGGUCCCAAAUUGGCUAUUGUCCACAGUUUGAUGCCUUGCUGGAGCACAUGACUGCUCGGGAAAUAAUGGUCAUGUAUGCCAGGUUGUGGGGGAUCCCUGAGGCCAAGAUUUCAUCACAUGUGAAUCACUUGUUGAGCUCACUGAAUCUAGAAGCCAGUGCUGACAAGCUUGUCUACACUUACAGUGGUGGAGUCAAACGUAGGCUGAGUACUGCUGUUGCCCUAAUGGGAAAACCCUCAGUGAUUUUCCUGGAUGAGCCAUCAACUGGAAUGGACCCAGUAGCCCGACGCCUGCUCUGGAAUGUGGUAACAAGGACACGAGAAAGUGGCAAAGUCAUCAUCAUAACCUCCCACAGUAUGGACGAAUGUGAUGCCCUUUGUACCAGGCUGGCCAUCAUGGUAAAAGGCAAGUUCGUAUGCUUGGGCAGCCCUCAACAUCUCAAGAACAAGUUUGGCAAUGUUUACAUACUGAAGAUCAAGAUGAAAACUGGUACAGAUGAAGAUAAAAUAAAGAAUUUUAAAAAUUUCGUUGAAAACACAUUCCCAGGUAGUGCCAUAAACCAGGAGAAUCAGGGGAUUAUUAACUACUACAUUCCCAGCAAGGACAAUAGCUGGGGAAAGAUGUUUGGUAUUAUGGAGAAGGCUAAAAAGCAAUAUGAUAUAGAAGACUAUUCCAUCAGCCAGAUAACACUGGAACAAGUCUUUCUGACCUUUGCUAAAACAGGUGAUGAAAGUGAAAAACAGAUGCCAUGAGAUUCAGUUCCAACCUGUGACCCUUAAUAUCUCUUAGACUGCUCCCUACUGCACUUGGAUGCACAGAGGGACAUUCCU
Choloepus didactylus (southern two-toed sloth) is the source of this 5338-nucleotide messenger RNA. RefSeq names its product ATP-binding cassette sub-family A member 3-like. Gene Ontology annotation, biological process: lipid transport; transmembrane transport. NCBI's taxonomy places the organism in Eukaryota, Metazoa, Chordata, Mammalia, Pilosa, Megalonychidae. The record is from RefSeq and is a predicted model, not a curated record. The transcript has 33 exons. Gene Ontology annotation, molecular function: ATP binding; ATP hydrolysis activity; ABC-type transporter activity. Gene Ontology annotation, cellular component: membrane; intracellular membrane-bounded organelle. The coding region runs from base 203 to 5260 and encodes 1685 amino acids.